This is a messenger RNA of Penicillium waksmanii, 891 nucleotides long. RefSeq lists its product as uncharacterized. The record is from RefSeq and is a predicted model, not a curated record. Lineage: Eukaryota; Fungi; Ascomycota; Eurotiomycetes; Eurotiales; Aspergillaceae. The transcript has a single exon. Bases 1 to 891 code for a protein of 296 amino acids. Gene Ontology annotation, biological process: spindle assembly. Gene Ontology annotation, cellular component: cytosol; HAUS complex.
AUGGACGCCUUCGAUGGCAGCCCACUUGUCUCGCCCACCAAAGCACGACAGGCCGCCAUUCAGGCCAAGGACUGGGCAUAUGUGAACUCCUGGCUCGGCCGACAAUACGCUCCAAAGCCUGUACCACAAUUCGAGCGCAAUGAAGAUACGUUACGCGUUCUCUUGACUAUGGCGGCAGCCAACGAGGCCGCAGAUGAGGAAGCAUCACUACAACAUCGUGCACGCGAAGAAGCAGUCCGUGCCUUCAAAACAAGAGAAGAAACAGAGCGCAAAAACUCACAUGAACGCCAAAAGAAGGAGAUCCUAGAUGAAGUGGAAAUGUGUCUAGAUGACCGGGGAAAGCGAGACUUGGAUGACCUUGCCGACUCAGCGGUUGUUCUGGGAAAUACAUUAAAUCCCGAGCCCGAAGAUCUAAGUUUAUCCAUUGUCGAGCUCACCGCCGAAGACUUCGAUACUCAAGAUCAACUGGAUAAGGUCGAAACACUGCACUGCUAUCUCCAGAAAGAGCUUUCACGAUUGCAGGCCAAUCUGGAGGAGCUCAAAACCAACAAGGCAUACGAAACGCCGGCCGAUACGCAAAGCUUGACGGCGGAGUGGACGCGAGGGACAAAGACUCUUACUACGAAAGUCGGAGAAUACCAGGAUCGCAUUGCAUCACUUGAAAGGAAUCAGCCUCGUGGCCCUACAAUUCAGGAGCUUAUGACGGAAGAAGAAAACGUGGUCCAGUUACGGGAAACGGUCAAAGCUCUUGAGGGGCGUGUCAAAGCUUUCCAUGACCUGCCUAGGGAUAUCCCGAGAGCACGAGCCAGAUACAAAGAGCUUGAACGUGAGCUGGACCAACUCACGCGGCAACGAGAAACCAUGUUCGUAAGUCUUGUAAAUAGACGAUGA